Messenger RNA from Mixia osmundae IAM 14324, 195 nucleotides. RefSeq lists its product as uncharacterized. The record is from RefSeq and is a predicted model, not a curated record. The transcript has 3 exons. Bases 1 to 195 code for a protein of 64 amino acids. NCBI's taxonomy places the organism in Eukaryota, Fungi, Basidiomycota, Mixiomycetes, Mixiales, Mixiaceae.
AUGUUGUGGGUGGCAGUCAUGCGUAGUCCGCAACGUUUGGCAGCGUGUUGGUCGAAUGGUAAGGCACGCUCGCAAGGUGAGCAGCAGGCUGGUCGCGAACAGCUCAAUGAUCCUGGAUGCGUCUUUGUGGCUCAGAAGACCCGCUCGCAGAUCUAUUUUCCUCUCGGCUGGUACAGAGCGUAUUGCAUCAUUUGA